This is a messenger RNA of Halteromyces radiatus, 3132 nucleotides long. RefSeq names its product putative DNA mismatch repair protein Msh3. Gene Ontology annotation, biological process: mitotic recombination; mismatch repair. Gene Ontology annotation, molecular function: ATP binding; mismatched DNA binding; ATP-dependent DNA damage sensor activity. Lineage: Eukaryota; Fungi; Mucoromycota; Mucoromycetes; Mucorales; Cunninghamellaceae. Bases 1 to 3132 code for a protein of 1043 amino acids. Gene Ontology annotation, cellular component: nucleus. The record is from RefSeq and is a predicted model, not a curated record. The transcript has 17 exons.
AUGGGCGGCAAACAACAAGCUUGUCUUAGUUCCUUUUUCAAGAAAAAGACGACAACUGAACAAGAAACAUCAAUAGUAAAAAAAACAUUGCUACCACCUCCUGCGCCAUCGCUCUCAACUUCAGGGUUACAAAAACAGUAUCAGUAUGAUCCCACAAAUCAAUCUCAUGUUCAACGUGAGGACGCAAACUCGUUAGAACAGAAAAAGCGACAUGAAGCCUUUGUCAAAACCUUUGGUGAUCUGGAAGAAAAACGCGCUCUGAAACGUCAACGAGUGGAUCUUCAUGAAACGACGCUUGGCGGUAUACCUGACGAAGACUUGGAUCAAGAAUAUCCAUCGGCUGAUGACUCGCCGUCUUCCACUACUUCUAAUGUUUUGUUCGACACCUAUGCUAACAAGAACUCUCCUAUCAAAACACAACAACCAUCUAUGAAACAACCAUUUAUGAAAUAUACCCCUUUGGAACAACAAGUGGUUGAUCUCAAACAAAAGCAUCCUGAUGUUCUUCUCGCUAUUGAGGUCGGUUACAAAUUUCGCUUUUUUGGUGAAGAUGCAAAGAUCGCCUCCAAAGUACUACAUAUUGCUCAUUUUAUUGACCGCAACUUUUAUGUCGCAAGUAUCCCGGUGCAUCGUCUGUCUGUUCACGUACGAAGACUCGUUCAUGCAGGAUACAAAGUAGGAGUAGUACGACAGACGGAAACAGCAGCACUGAAAGCAGUCGGUAGUAAUCGAAGCGCUCCUUUUGAAAGAAAACUCCAACAAUUGUAUACCAAAGGUACAUAUGUGGAUGAAAUGACUUUACCUGAAUUGGAUGGAAAAUCAAACAUGGAUAUAAAGGAAGCACCAUCCUCCAGCAAUUAUCUUUUAUGUGUAGUGGAACAAAAUCGAGGUGGAUCUGGAUCUGAUGAAUUUGUCAAAAUUGGCAUUGUGGCAGUCCAACCUUCGUCUGGUGACAUUAUAUAUGAUGCUUUUGAUGAUGGAUAUAUGAGAAGCGAAUUGGAAACUAGACUUUUACAUAUCGAACCUUGUGAAGUGUUAUUCCCAUUCUCUAUUAGCAAACCAACAGAAAAAGUGGCUCGUUAUUUGAUGGAUCAUGGAUCAACAUCUUGGGGUGAAACUAUCCGUGUGGAAAGAUUAGCAGCCAAUAAUGGUUUUUGCAAUAAUUACGACCUUGCCUUAUCAUACGUUACGGACUUUUAUGCUAAACAGCAAACGGAUCAACAAUCUGAAUUGAUAGGUGAUAUUCUGAAAUUACCUGAUGUUGUGGUCAAAGCAUUAGCCAUUACGAUACAUUAUUUGACUGAAUUUGGUUUACAACAUGCUUUUCAACUUACAAAGUAUUUUACUCACUUCUCUUCGCAUGGCCAUAUGAUUAUCAAAGGGAAUACCAUGGUGAAUUUAGAAAUAUACCGAAACUCAACUAAUUUAUCUGAACAAGGAUCUCUCUUCUCCAUAUUGAAUCAUACAAGUACAAGUUUUGGACGACGACUAUUAAAAAAGUGGGUCGGACGACCAUUGAUAGAUAUUAAUCGAUUGAAUAAACGUACACAAGCAGUUGAAGAACUUAUGAUAACUGACAAUCCGAAAAAGGCGAGAAGUCAAGAUCUAUUGAAAAUGAUUCCUGAUUUGGAAAAAGGUUUAUGCCGGAUCAAUUAUGGUUCCUCAUCUCCUGUGGAACUUGUCAAUAUAUUGGAUGCAUUUUACAAAGUGGCUCAAGCAUUCGAAGGAUUUCAACAUUCACAAACUCAUCGAUUUCAAUCAGAUAUGCUCAACAUUAUUUUUGAUACUUUACCGACUGUACAUGAUGUAGUACUUGAAUUUCAAAGUAGAUUGAACCCAGGUGCUCUCAAUACUCCAAAAUGCAACAUCAAUUUGCUUAGAUCUGAUGAAAACCAUUGGCCUGAACUGCAACGUGGAAAACAGGCAAAGAAUGAAUUAGAAGAAGAAUUAAGUAAAAUGAAGAAAACAUAUGAUUUUCCAAUGGAAUACAAGAAUGUGGCGGGUAUCGAAUACCUGAUAGAAGUCAAAAACUCGGUUGUCAAAAAAGUGCCACCUCAAUGGAUCAAGAUGAGCGGAACAAAGGCGGUAUCACGAUUCCAUUCACCAUUUGUGAUUAACAAGUUGAAAGAAAGAGAACGAUAUCGAGAAAGAUUGGCUUUAGAUGCUGAUGCUGCUUAUCGUGGAUUUUUGAGAUCUAUUGCUGAGCAUUAUGGUCUAUUUCGUGAUGUUAUCCAUUGUUUGGCACAACUAGAUUGUCUUUUUUCUCUAUCUGUAGUAGCAAGUUUACCGAAUUAUGUCAAACCCACGUUUACUUCAGACACAAGACUGAGCGUGGUGAAUGGUCGACAUCCUAUGGUAGAACGUUUUCUUUCUACUUCUUAUGUGCCUAAUGAUAUUCAAUUUGAUAAAGAAAACCAUCGCACAUUGAUAUUGACUGGUCCCAACAUGGGAGGGAAAAGCUCCUAUAUACGUCAAGUGGCACUAAUUUCUAUGAUGGCUCAGAUAGGAUCGUUUGUUCCAGCAGAAUCAGCUGAAAUUGGAAUCUUGGAUGGUAUUUUUACAAGAAUGGGUGCAUCGGACAACAUGAUGAAAGGUGAAAGUACUUUUAUGGUGGAAUUACAUGAGACUGCUGAUAUCAUGAAACAGGCAACUAGUCGAUCAUUGGUGAUUCUAGAUGAAUUAGGACGAGGAACAAGUACUCAUGACGGAAUGGCGAUUGCUUAUGCCGUGUUGGAUUACUUUAUUACAAAAAUUCAAUCCAUUACUCUCUUUGUCACUCAUUAUCCUGCUCUUGGAACCCUUGCCGAUAUAUACCCUGAUUCGACUACCAAUGGCUAUAUGAGCUUUAUUGAAGACGGUCAACAUGAGAUUCCAAAGGUGAUUUUCUUGUACAAAUUAGUGUCAGGUGUGGCCACUAAAAGUUAUGGAUUGAAUGUUGCUUAUUUGGCAAGACUCCCUUUACGUGUAUUAGAAACUGCCAAACAGAAAUCAGAAGAAAUGGAAACCAUGCAGGCACAGCGAUCGACGAACAACAAACAACAACAAAUUUUCAAGAAUCUAUUUGAAUGUAUAAUGCAAGAGGACGUAGAUGGAUUCAAGAAGAUUUAUUCAACGAUGGAAUCUAUUGAUUAG